AUGGAGCCUAGAUACCUCCUCCACGGCCACGGCCUCGAUUCCGCCACACCCACUAGGGUUGAAGCCACUGGGGAACCAUACGAUGAUCUUUGGAAGGCUCUUUAUCUAGAGUCAAAGCUCGUGAAAGACGAAAACGUGAAGUGGAAGGGUUCUUGGAGGUCAACCCUCCUUCAGCUUCCAGACGACCGUAAAUCCCAUAUAAUCUGCAAUAACGUCUUUUCGGAUGUUCUCCACAGGCCUUUUGUGUGUAGCAAUGUGAACCUGUUGGCCUUUGCCACGGGUAUACCUACCGCAAACCAGAUAUCUCGAUUCGAAAAUCUCGAAUACGCAGAUUUCGCUGCCAACUGGGCUGAGAAGCCAUUCAUCCUCACGCAAUGUGUCAAGGAUUGGCCAGCCCUGAAACAAUGGAGCAUUGAGCACUUCCUAGACAAGUAUAAGGAUGUAGUGUUCCGAGCCGAGUCCGUGGAUUGGACGUUUGAGAGCUAUGCCAAGUACAUGGAAUACAAUACUGACGAAAGCCCUCUCUACUUGUUUGACCGAAGGUUCGCAGAGAAGAUGAACGUGUCGGUGGGCAAGGAGCCGGAAGCAGUGUACUGGAGGCCGGACUGUUUUGGGCCCGAUUUGUUUGAACUGCUUGGGAAAGAGCGGCCAGCGCACCGUUGGCUCAUCAUCGGGCCGGAGCGAAGUGGAUCGACCUUCCAUAAAGACCCGAAUGCCACAAGUGCCUGGAACGCUGUCAUCCAGGGCGCCAAGUACUGGAUCAUGUUCCCCCGGAUGCGGAGCAUCGCAGAGUGGCUUUUGGAGUUUCAUGCAGAGGGUCGACAGGUGCCCGGCUGUAUCGAGGGAGUAUGCGCAGCCGGCGAGAUCCUCCACGUGCCCAGCGGCUGGUGGCACCUUGUCGUCAACCUUGAAUCCGGCAUCGCCCUCACGCAAAAUUUCAUCCCCGAAUCCCCCAGUCUCCAUCAUCUGACAGAAGCCAUUGGGUUCCUGAGAGACAAACCGGCCCAAGUCACCGGGUUCACGCGAGAAGUGGAGGACCCUUACAAGCUCUUUGAGGGACGACUCCAAGAAAAACACCCCGAGCUUCUAGAAAAGGCGCUUGAAAUCUUGGAAUCGAAGAAGGCGGGUAAGAAGAGGAAGUGGGAGGCAGCUGUAGCGGGCGACGGGCCGCAGGAAGGAGAGGGGGUUUUAGUUUUGGAUUUGGAGGAGACAGCGAUGUAG
Molecule: messenger RNA, 1221 nt
Organism: Parascedosporium putredinis
Lineage: Eukaryota; Fungi; Ascomycota; Sordariomycetes; Microascales; Microascaceae
Source: the annotation of a GenBank genome assembly